AUGUCCAGCGGAGAACACGACCAGCACUUAGUCAACGAUGCAUCACACUUGAGGGUGCCCAUAAUCAUCGACUUGGUUCAACGAUUGGAUGAGAAGGGGUGGCUAAUUCCUGGCAGUUCGUCAGGGACCUGCAUGCGGUGUGGGUGGGACGGCAAAUUUCAAAGCUUCUUGAACUUGCCCUGGAUACCUGAAGCAGGAAGGCAACUGCUCUGGCUGCCGCCUUCAGAUACCAGUUGCGCCAGUUGCCAGUUCAUAAGUAGUGCAAUCAAAUACAUAGCACUCCGAGACAACAAGAAAUUGGAGCAAAUAGAGUUCUUGCGCUGCAGGGGUGGUAUCAUAACGUUCUUGUCCGGCGACUCUACAUCCAACCGCCGACAUGAUAUGGUUGCCUUCACGCCAGCAGCAGAUCCUCCACCACCGCCAGAGCUUUAUUCAUAUCGUCAAAUUCCCUGA
This is a messenger RNA of Diaporthe amygdali, 453 nucleotides long. RefSeq lists its product as uncharacterized. The transcript has a single exon. Bases 1 to 453 code for a protein of 150 amino acids. NCBI's taxonomy places the organism in Eukaryota, Fungi, Ascomycota, Sordariomycetes, Diaporthales, Diaporthaceae. The record is from RefSeq and is a predicted model, not a curated record.